CCGAAGCCCAUUUUAAUUAAGGCCCAUGGGGUAUGGAUGAAUUUCUGCAACCCUAAGCCAUAUUUUCACCCCCUCCACACCUAUAAAUACGGGUCUCAGUUGAGAGAAAAGGAGAGAACUUUCAGAUGAAGAAACGCUGCAACAAAGCUCCGAAGAACUCCUGAGAGGCUCUUAACGAUUCCGAAGAAGAGGAAGAGAUCAAGCCACAAUUUUUGCAUGGGAAACCAUUUGGGCAAACUAUAUGCAUGACAGAUACCAUAGACAAGGAAACAUGACAGCAAAUGCUACCGAUUCAAGCACUUGGAAACAAAUUUGCCUCACAGCUAGCAAACAUCAUGACUUAAUCCUUCUGUCAAUCACUCAACCAAUCUGGACACCAGAAAAGGACGGUCAAUUCACUCUCACUAGUGCAUACCAUCAAUCCCGAAUCCACCACCCUACUACAUUCAGCCUUACCCAAACCUGGAAACCCCUCAUGCAACUGAAGAUUAAUGUAUUCAUUUAGAAACUCCUAAACCACUCUCUUCCAUUCCCUGACAACCUUAGGCGCUUCAAUCUCCAGCUACCCUCAAGAUGUCCAUUCUGUUGUGCAGACUAGGAUACCCAAAAUCAUGUUUUAUUCACAUGCUCUAACAUAAGGCCUAUUUGUGUCUAUUUUUCUGGAAUUUUGCAGGUUAGAACGACUGACCACAAGGACUUAAGACAUACAGUCCUUAUGUGGUGGCUGGGGGGAAAGGGCAACAACUCACGAGACACGUUAAGACAGUCCAUGCCAGGCAUCAUUCUUUGGCAUAUAUGGAAAGCCUAUAAUGCAUGUGUAUGGGAUGCAAAAACUUUUUCAAGAACAUAUACAAUCAACACAAUCAAGGACUACACCAGACAAUGGGUCUACAACAAUCAGCAUAAGAAAUGCAUUCAAUUUGACGAGGAACUUCACUGUGACGGCAUAUUGCCUUUGAAACAAAUCGCACUGAAAUGGAAAAUAUAUGGGAAUCAAGAGCUUACUUUGAACACGGAUGCAACUUUCUUCGUCCAACAAAGUGGAGGUGGAGCGAUCUUGAGAACUCCAGAUGGAACCUUUAUUCAUGCAGUAGCCUUCCCUUUGUCAGCCAUUAACCCUCUCCAGGCAGAAAUUUUGACCAUUGAAUCCUCCAUAGAAGCAAUGAUUAACACAGGUUAUAAAUCGUUUACUGUUCAGACAGAUUCAGAAAUCAGCGUAAGAAUGCUACAUGGAUUUUUUAAAGUACUUGAUUAUCUGGCAAGACCUAUGGUGAAUAUCAAUCGACUCAGGUUAAGGCACGACAUCCACUUUUGCUAUCGUCUGAGGGAAACGAACGCCUGUGCUCACCAUAUCGCCAGGUCGGGUCUUCUCCUCCAGUCCAUGCAAUCCUAUGCACUAAAUGAUCUCCCCUCCAGAGCUAGGAGAGCCUACUUUGAAGACAAGAAUGGUUCUACCCUCUUCCGAUAUGCCGGAUGAUCGAAGAAGAUGUUUCGAUGAAGGAAAGCACCCCCACCGUGUCUCUUUCAAGAACCUAUGCAUGUUUUUGAAACCGUACUGACUAUACCCUCACCCUCCUUUGGCCCUAUUAUGUUUGACAUUAGAUCAGGCUUGGAGCUAUUCGCACGGGAGGAUCGAGCAGGCCCACCAUUGCUUAAUUUUAUUUUAUUUUCCUUGUCCAUUCGGUGUUUUGUGCCUACCCCUUUAGCCCUUUUCAAAUCCAGUUUGAUGCUUGUAAAUACUUUUAAUUUAAUAAAUCAGGUAAUGUCUCCUGACAUUUACCCCGCCAAAAUUUGUGGUUUCUCGGGACAAAAAAAACGGUAGAGUUGUUGAACCAUUUGAGUUAAUACGCUGUGACAUUUGGG
Cuscuta epithymum is the source of this 1863-nucleotide messenger RNA. Lineage: Eukaryota; Viridiplantae; Streptophyta; Magnoliopsida; Solanales; Convolvulaceae. The record is from the annotation of a GenBank genome assembly.